AAGCCAGUUUGACUUUACUAGUUACUCGAGUCAGUUCGCCGAGGCACGGCGUCGCGGUACGUUCGUCCGCCAUCUUGUUUUACGAAAUUCCGUGCAUUCAAUUAAAAAUAAACCGUACGUGUAGUGAAGUGUGUGUUAAAAACUAUAACGGAGGUUUCCAUAGUUUCGUUAUUUACACAAGUGUACACGAAGCCUUAUGUGAAAACAAUGACUCAGUGAACGGCCGAUCGUGAAACGAAAAACGACAUUAAAUAUAUAACAUUCGAAAUUCAAAAGAAAGUAACCGAACAUUCCAUACGACUAACGCAUAACCAAUAAAAGUUGCCAUAUUAACAUAUAACAAGCUUUUGUAAUUAUAGUUAAAAAAUAAAGUUCAGAGUAAUCGCGGAUAAUUUAAGUAAAAAUUGUGUCAAGAGCAAUAAGUGUGUGUCAAGGGGUCUCAACUUUCCUUUUGCGGAGUUGACUGGAUGACAUCGACGAUAAAAUAGUGGUGAAUCGUUUAAAAGUGACCUCGGCUACUACACGGGAUUGUGAAGCGAUUUUGGCGGAUCUCUUCAUAAUACCUCGUGUUUGCACCGCGGCAGGUUAUAAAGGACCUAUAAUUAAAAAAAAAACCGCUGACCCCUUAACGACCUAAAAAAAGUGUUCGAAAUUUAAAAGUGCUAUGAAGUGUUGAUAUGUCGACUCAAGCGUAUUACAAGGAGCGCCUCGGGUUCGACCCGCAGGAGGCUAUGCAAGAUGGCGUCAACGGCGGCUACUACGACGGCCCUCAUCAACCGAAACGUCACCGUGGUGACGUCAAGGAGUCCCACGAUCAAGUAUACGAGGAAAAUUUGACUAAAUUCAAAGAUGAGCGGGACGCGAUACAGAAGAAGACAUUUACGAAAUGGGUCAACAAACAUCUUAAAAAGGUGAACCGUCACGUGAAUGAUCUGUUCGAAGACCUGCGAGAUGGCCUCAAUCUCAUCUCACUGCUGGAGGUGCUAUCUGGCGAACACCUCCCGCGUGAGCGAGGUCGUAUGCGCUUCCACAUGCUGCAGAACGUCCAAAUGGCGUUGGACUUUCUCAGGUACAAGAAAAUCAAGCUCGUCAACAUCAGAGCGGAGGACAUCGUGGACGGGAACCCGAAACUGACACUGGGGCUCAUAUGGACCAUAAUCCUGCAUUUCCAGAUAUCAGACAUCGUAGUUGGUCAAGAACCGAAUGUAACGGCUCGGGAAGCCUUACUUAGCUGGGCACGACGAUCGACAGCCAAGUAUCCGGGUGUUCGAGUGGCAGAUUUCACGUCGUCUUGGCGAGACGGCCUCGCCUUCAACGCGCUCAUACACAGGAACCGUCCUGAUCUGAUAGACUGGCGUAAUAUCAGAUCAAGACAAGUCCGUGAGCGUUUGGAGACAGCUUUCCACGUGGUUGAGAAGGAGUAUGGCGUCACCAGGUUGCUGGACCCUGAAGAUGUCGACACGCACGAGCCCGAUGAGAAGUCCCUCAUCACUUACAUCUCGUCUCUGUACGAGACGUUCCCCGAGCCGCCGGCGGUGCACCCGCUCUUCGACGCGGAGUCCCAGCGCCGCGCCGCCGCCUACACCGAGCAAGCCGCGCAGCAUCGCGCUUGGCUGCAUGAGAAGUGCUCGCUGAUGCAGGACCGUGCUUUCCCGUCAACUUUGAUCGAAAUGAAAAAGUUGCUAAGUGAGAGUACGCGAUUCCGCAACGAAGAGGUGCCGCUGCGGCAACGCGAGAAGCAGAAGCUGUUCCAUCAGUAUCGCGAGUUAGAGAAAUAUUUCGAGUCGGUAGGCGAGAUCGAAGUUGAACCAACAUUGCGCCCUGAAGCGCUGGAACAGGCGUGGGCGCGGCUCUUGAUGGCGGCGCAGGAAAGAGAACGAGACCUGUCGGAUGAGAUUCGGCGUCUCGAGCGCUUGCAGCGCUUAGCGGAAAAAUUACACAGAGAUAUAAAACAAACGGAAGGCGGUCUCGACAACGUAGAAAGGCAUAUCGAAAGUGAAAUUCGUCGUGUCGAACGCGGCGUUCAUCCCGCCGAAGCGAAGAUGGCCGCGGAGCAGAUAGAGCAGGAACUCCGCACCAUGGAGCACACGAUACAGGAGAUGUUCCAAGACUCGCACGCUCUGAGGGAAGGGCGGUAUCCUCAAGCCAGUGACUUACAUAGGCGAGUGCAACAAGUGCACGACCGCUGGCUGAACGCGCGGCAGUCGUUCACGGGCCGCCUGCUGCCGCGCCUGUCGUCCGUGCGGCUGCCCGUGCAGCAGACCACCGUGCGCCGCGAGACGCGCACCGUGCUGGAGACCCGAGUGCACGACACCGACCCCAAGUUCCAGCAGCUGCAGGAGGCCACCCGCUGGUGCAAGGAGAGAUUGAAAAAACUACACGAAGCCGACUACGGUUCAGACCUGCCGUCGGUGCAACACGAGUCCGACAAGCACCAACGAGAGCACAAACAAAUUGAUCAGUUCCAUUCAAAGGUGGAGCAAUGCGUGCACAACCGAUCGAAUUUCAACGGCGAGGAGCUGAAUCUUUACAAUCAACACUUGAAUCAAUUGCAGAAACUUUAUGCUGAACUUCUAUCAACUAGUACUAAACGAAUGUCCGAAUUGGAUGCCCUACAAGAGUUCCUGCAAUCAGCCACCGCGGAGCUUAACUGGCUCAACGAGAAGGAGCAGGUGGAACUGUCACGAGACUGGGCAGAUCCCCACAUCAACUUGCCGGCUGUACAGCACUAUUACGAGCAACUGAUGUCGUCGCUCGAGAAACGGGAAUUACAAUUCAGCAAUGUAAUCGACCGCGGAGAGGCACUCAUCGCUCAACAUCACCCGGCGAUGAAGACUAUUGAAGCCCAUUUGCAGGUGAUGCAGUCACAAUGGGCUUGGGUACUCCAGCUUACCCUGUGUCUGGAGACACAUUUAAAACACACUACACACUACCACAACUUCUUCGAACAAAUCAAGGAGGCGGAGAAGUGGAUCCAGAAACGCGAAGAAGCACUGAACACAACAUUCUCGCAAUCGGAGUUCACGCUGGACCAGGGCGAGCGCCUGCUGAAGGGCAUGCAGGACCUUCGCGAGGAGCUGAACCAGCAGGGCGGCGCCGUGUCGCGCCUCGUGGAGGACGCGCAGGAGGUGCGCCCCGUCAAGCUGCGCCGCGCGCCCGUCGCGCGCCCGCUGCGCGCCGAGACCGUCUGCGCCUACAAGCACGCCAACGUGGCAAUAGAGAAGGGGUCGGCGGUGACGGUGGUGGACAACUCUGGGCGCAGUCGCUGGCGCGUGCGCGUGGGUGGCGCGGGCACGGAGGUGCAGCUGCCGGGUGCCGUGCUGGCGCUGCCGCCGCCCUGCCAGGACGCGCUCGACGCCGCCGCCGCGCUGCGCAACGCGUACGACCGGGUCAUACAACUAUGGCAGAGGAAACAAUUACGGAUGAGACAGAAUAUGAUCUUCGCCACCAUCAAAGUGGUGAAAGGAUGGGACUUCCCACAAUUCGUAGCAAUGGGCGCGGAACAACGACAGGCGAUCCGUCGAGCGCUCAACGAGGACGCAGAGAAGCUACUGGCGGAGGGAGACCCCGCCGACCCUCAGCUGAGGAGGCUGAGGCGGGAGAUCGAUGACGUCAACAGACUCUUUGACGAGUUCGAAAGACGGGCCAGAGCUGAAGAGGACUCCAAAAAUGCAGCACGAAUAUUUACCGAACAGUCUUCGAAUUUACUGGAACGGCUGGAAGUAUUCGAACGACAGCUGCACGAACGCAUCGCGAGUCACAUCCCACGGGACCUGGACUCACUUGAGCACCUGGUACUACAGCAUAAGGACUGGGAGAGCAGCCUGCAUACUUUGUCGUCUGAUAUUGAGGAAGUGCAGGCGACAUUUAGAGGCAUCGCCCUUAAGACUCCUGCUAUGAAAAAGAAUCUCGACAAAGUAAUGGGAAAAUGGAACGAUAUGCAAUCAAAGAGUCAACUAUUCGUUGAAAGGUUAAAGUUCGUCGAAAUUGUCGUAAACAGUAUAGAAGAAAACAAUCAAACGAUUUCCGAAUUCGAGAUCAAACUAGCUCAGUUCAACGACCUGCCCAAUGAUGUGGAACUUCUGAAAGAUAUCCACGAGGACCUCCUCCGCAUGCAAGUGGCGGUGAGCAAGCAGCAGAUCCAGGUGGACCAGAUGAACGACGACGCGGAGAACUGCCGGCGCCUCGUGGAGAGCUCGCGCGCCGCCCUGCCGCACGCGGCGCGCGGCAAGCAGCCCGACCUCGAGCGCCUCGACAAGGAGGUGGCGCAGCUCAACGCGCGCUGGGGGCACGUGUGCGGCCAGCUCGCCGAGCGGCUCCGAAGCUGCGAAGCGGCGUACCAACUCCUGCGCAACUACAACGCGGGUCUCGAAAAAGAGGCGGAGUGGAUCGAUGACGCGUACAGCAAGUUGCAAGCGCAGCCUCCCAUCGAGGUGCGACCCAAGGAACAGCUGGAGCCUACCAGGAAUCUGUUGACGGGUGUCGUGGAGAGGACGCCAAAGAUUGAGAAAGUUAACGUAGACGGCGGAAGAUUCAUUCGAGAGGCGAAGAUACACUCGUCGAGAUGUCAGCGUUACGUGGAAUGGAUCUGCGAGGAGAUCCACCCGUCCCUCGACACGAGACAGCUGAAGCGGCAGGCGGACGUGGAACUCGCGGAACGGUUAAGGAACCGAGGCCGAACGGAUGUGGUACCCGGCGUGGAACCUAUUCUAUCUGGCGCUGAAGCCGUAGCCAGGGAGCUGGACGAGUUGAAUGCGAAACACCAGAGGCUUCUGGACUUGUUAUAUGAGAGACUGAGGAGGAUAGCUGCCGCCAAUCCUGGAGAUAUUGUCACAUUGCGCCUCGUUGAGGCAAUGGCGCCUCGCUCAGCGCGAUCCUUCCGCCAAGAAUUCAACAUGCAGGACCUUGCGACAACAGAGCACACGUAUACUUCACAUUUUACUUCUGAAAAAUACGUCAGAACGUCACAUUCAACAGAGAUCGAUGGUCACGCACCGAUUAAAUCAAUGACUAAUGGCAAACUGAGCUCACCGAGCUACACAACUAAGACUAUCAUCGGAGAUGACGAACGACCUGAUAUAAGAAAUCUAAAACGUGUUCACAAAAUGUAUGAAGGUCCUAAUAUCAUAGAAUCCAGAGGCAUCGUCCACCCUGAAACUCGAGAAAUACUAACAGUUGGCCAGGCGAUAAGCAUGCGGAUAUUGGACGUACGAACGGGAAGACUUUUGUCUUCUCCUAACACAAAACAAACUAUUAGCAUUGAACAAGCAGCCAAGGAAGGUCUUAUUGAUCCCAAAUUGGCUGCCAGAUUAACUGGACCCUGCGGCAUGACAGAAGAUGGCAACGAAGUUACAUUGUUAGAAGCAAUCCAACGAGAGCUCUAUGAUGCAGAACAAGGACUGACAGAUCCUGCGGAAAAGAGAAUUAAGGUGACUGUCGAGGGUGAAAGAGCCAACCAAGGAAUGAGUAUAUCGGACGCACUAAAUCGUGGUCAAGUCGACUUACAAAGAGGUCUCUAUAGGUUACCCAAUGGAAGCUACAUUUCAAUCGCAGAAGCCUACCAACGAGGAUAUCUUAUCUAUAAUGAGAUUAUUAAAAUUAAAUCGAGUGCUUUAUCUUUAUCAGAUGCAAUUAGCCAAGAAUUAGUAGAUCAAAGUGGUUGGAUUUUGGAUAGGAAUUCGGGUGAUAGAUUUCAAUUAGAAGUUGCUAUUAAAAAUGAAUUAGUUAAUCCAAAUAUAAGAGAGGUCGUAGAUCCCAAAAAUGACACAAAGAUAACACUUGCUCAGGCGAUAGAGAAAAAUAUUAUAAAUACAAAACAUUCUAAAUAUGUACACAACAUGACAAAAGAGAAAAUGACUUUUAAAGAAGCCGCCAAUAAACGUUUUAUUUGCAAACCAAUGACACUUAAAGAUAUUUGUGAUAAUAAUUUGAUGACGAACGAUGGUAAAAUUUUAUCCCCGACAAAUAGAACACCUCUUAAUAUUUUAGAAGCUAUAUCCGCGGGCGUGCUCGAUAGCGAUACUAUUAAAUGUGUCACUGAUACUACAACUGGUCAAUUACUUACUUUGUCUGAGGCAUUAGGAACUAGAAUAAUUCUUCAUGAUAAUAAAUUUCGCGAUAAUUUAACAGGUGAAAUUUGUACCAUUCCAGAAGCCGUAGAUAGGGGUCUAAUUACUUCCGUAUCACAAAGAUCCAUUUUCGACAUAGACGGAUUCAGGGAUCCGAAAACUGGUGAAUUUAUUUCAUUUAAUUCAGCACUAAGUAAAGGUUAUUUAAAAUAUGUUAACGGUGAAACUUUCUUAAAAUCUGAAAGUGGCGAUUUUGUAUUUUUAGAAGAUUGUCCCAAAGUUUCAAUAGUUCGUCCGGAAGUGUUAGAAAUGUUUAAUCGCAAAAUUGGGGUAUUCGAAAAUGAAAAAGAAUUGUCGGUUCUAGAUGCAGUAUUCAAAAAUGUUCUUGAUCAAAAGUCAGGGUAUCUCCUUGAUUCUAGUAACAAAAAACCUAUACCUUUUAAUAAAGCCGUUGAAAUUAAUAUGAUUACUCCGGAAGGAGCUGCGUUGUUGAAUUCCCUUUUAAAUAUCACGUUAACUCUCCAAACAGUAACAAAAACUGUAAAAAGGUAUGUGACUGUAACGAAUACGUCGAAUAGAUCCGAAACGAUCAUAACAUUUGCCGAAGCAAUACGUCGCGGUCUUAUAGAUGAAUCUACUCAAACUUUUACUGAUCCCACGACCGGUACCGUUUUUCCCAUUCAACAAGCCUUAGACGAAGGACUAUUAGGUGUCGAUCAAAAUGAUCCACAUAUAGCUCGCCUUUCUGAUCGCGUAACAAAGAAUGAAUUGAUCCCUGGUCAAGUAGUAGAGUUAAAAAUUACCAAAAAAUCUUUUAUUAAAGACUUACCCCCCAGUCCAGAGAGUAAAUUACACCAAGAUAAUAGGCCCGAGACUGUCAAGAGUCCCGAUUACAUAAUGAAUCGUGAAUCUGUCCAACCUCGUGAAAUAAUAACUCGUCGAGUAAAAACUGUUACGUCAAAAUCAAAUGUUUCUGAUCCUUCAAUAACAUCUCUUACUAUUAAGAAAAAUACCAUAGAACUACCGCUAGGUGGCUGGACUCUUCAAGAAGCAAUUCAGCAAAACUUUUUCAAUCCAGAAACGGGAAUGUUUAUUAUUCAUGGUACUGACAGAAUUUUAGAUCUUAAAGAAGCUAUAAUGCUUAACAUCAUUAAUCCAGAAUCUGCUUAUGUAAUAGAGCCAAAGUCCAGAAAAGAAUUACCUAUUCAUAGGGCUUUAGAAUAUCACAUCAUAGAUAAGACGGGACAUUAUACAAAUGGCAAAGAAGUGCUGACAAUGGGACAAGCAAUUGAACAAAGAUAUAUCGUCUGUGUUUCAAUUACAAAAACAACAUCAACCCAAAAAGUUAUCACAGUUACCUCAAUAGCAGGCAUGCCUGAUAAAAUGGAAAUUUCCGAACUGAUCCGAGAUUCACCUGUACCUGACUAUGAUGAACAAAAUAUUUUAGAGCCAGUACAAAUUGCACCUGGCAUUAUUUAUGAUCCUGGUACAGCUUUAGUUAUAUCCACUACUUCAGGAGUUUCAGAAAAUAUCAUCGAAGCUGUAGAUCGCGGUUUAGUACCAGCUAAUAAAGUGCAUGUAAUGGAUCCGGAAACUACUACCCAGAUUACAUUAAAACAGGCUAUAGAAAAAGGAAUUAUAGAUACAAACUUAGGUGAAUACAAAACCACAUCAGGUAAAAGUAUAAGUCUUGCAGAUGCCACAAAGGUAGGUCUCAUAGCAGUAAUAGGUUCACCUCUAGUUGCUGCAUCUAAGAUAAUUCAAGUUGUUAGGAGUACUAUGGUAGUUGACCCGAACACAGGUGAGGAGUUACCUAUGGAAGUAGCUUAUGAAAGAGGACUUGUAGAUCCAGUUACUUACAAAAAUUAUGAAGAUUCCAUUACAAGUAAAACACCAGAAUUAGAUAUUACUGAAUCAAAGGAUAAAGAAUUUAAUUCAGAUAACAGCAUAGUCUCGAUUUCGAAGUUAAAGUCAACGACGAUUUUAGAUCCCUUCACCGGAGAAAAAUUGACAAUAGAAGAAGCUAAUAAAAAGGGUCUCGUGGACCCUGCUACAUAUAAAAAAUAUAAAGAAUCAUUGAGUGAUUUUGCUGAGAUUAAAAUGCAACAAGAAAAUGUAAUAAAUGAAGCUGGUUCUAGUGAAACAAAAUUGACGCAAUUACCAAACAAACCUAUAUCGGUUGGAGCAGCUGUGUCGGAAGGCUUUAUAACUGUUGAAUCUAUUCAAAGUAGUCUUACAGCUGAUAACAGAAAAAUGGCGGAUAAUGUAACAAAGGACAAAACUUUACAUAAGCCUGAUACCAUACAACUAAGUAAAGAUCAAGUCUUAGCUAAACCAUUAUAUAGUGUCGAAAUCAAGGACCGUAAAACCUCUACACCUUCAAUUGACAUUAAACCUGUUGUUUUACAAAAACUUAGAAAGCAUGUUGUUAUGCCUAAGGAAGCAAUUGAAAUGGGUUUGAUUGACAAAGAUACCGCGCAAAUCUUAGAUACUAUUAAAACAUAUAUAGAUGAUAAAGGUAAUCAAGUAACACUAGAAAAAGCUAUUGAAAUCGGACUUAUAGAGGAGAAUAAAGGUAAUAUUAUAGAUCCAGUACAUGGAGAUAAUAUUACAAUCAAAGAAGCUUUACGUCGAGGUUUAUUAGAUCCUGAGGGACAAAAUGAAAUAUUAAUACCGUUAGCUAAAAGUCUUGCGAUUCCAGAAGUUCUUGAACAAGGGUUAUUACACCCUACAUCAGGAAAAAUUAUCCACCCUGAAACAGGAAGUCAUUUGUCAUUAAGAGAGGCAAUUAUUUGCGAUAUUGUCGACCCAUUAUCAUCGGUCACUAUUGCUCCAGGCAAAACUAUAUGUCUGCAUGAAGCUAUUGCAAAAAAUAUUAUUGAUAGUGAGAACAACAUUGUAAGAACGUCCAACGGUUCACUUGAUUUAAUCACAGCAGUAAAUGCUCAAAUAUUUCCCAAUCCCAAAAUAAAUUCUGCAAAAGAAAUUUCUCCUGCUGGGAUGACACUAUCAGUUGCAAUAAAACAAAAUAUUGUUAAUUCAAAGACGGGUGAAAUAAAACAUCCUCUCACGGGAAAAAGUAUUAGUCUCAAUCAGGCUAUUGAAAAAGGUAUAAUCAUGAAUAUUCCUUACCCACAAUCGACCGCAACGAUUUCUAUAGAAAGGGCUAUAAAAGAUGGCAUUAUUGAUUUAGAAAAUGGAGUUAUCAUUGACCCAAAAACGAACGAAAAAAUUUCUGUAGACAAGGCCUUAGAAAAAGGUAUAAUAGCAGUAAUACUUAAUAAAGAUAUUAGUGAAACAGGAGGUAUAGUCACAACAAUAACAGAAACUUUUACUUCCCAACAUACCGUUACAACUAAAAUGGUAGAACUUUUAGCGGAUUAUGUUUUGAUAAAUGCUAAUGAAGUAAAAAAUACAAAAACAGGCGAAAUAAUGUCAAUAGAAGAAGCUCGAAGCAAAGGGAUUAUCAGAGAUGAACAAACGAGCAAAGAACAAUUUAUUACUAAUGACACAAAUAUUACUUUUGAAGAUGCUUUGAAUCUUGGUUAUAUAGAUUUAAACAAAGGUACUUUUACAAAUCCACAAACAGGAGAGACUAUUUCAAUUGCAGAGGCUGUUACCACUGGCAUAUUAAAAACAGAAACAUCAGAUGCUCUACCAACUGACGGUAAGGAAAAACAAAGCAUGGAAAUGCUUGACCUUAAUGAAGCCUUUGAAUUACUUUUUGAUGAAAGAACUCAAAAGUUCCGAGACCCAACAGCACCAAAUAACGUGAUUACAUUCACUGAAGCCUUACAGAAAAACAUAAUUAACCCUGAAUCAGUUAUUUAUAAUAUUGAAGCUGGUAAAGCAACAACAUUACAAGAAGCUUUAAAUACAGGAUUUUUAGAUAAGACUACUGGUAAAGUUAGAGAACCGGAAACUGGAAACACUGUUGAUAUUAAAAAAGCAGCUAAGAUGGGUAUAAUUGCAGUCGUUGCUGCCCCAGUUUUAGCAGGAAUGGCAGUUGUUGAAGGAGCAAAAAUUUUGGGCAGCAAAUUAACACAAUCUAAAAAUGAGGAAAAACGUAUCACUACUACUAUUGCACAAACUAUUAUACCAGAAAAAGAAAUGAUCGCUUCAAAGAAAAACAAAGCAUCGUCAAUAGGACAAGAACAACCUCCUUCAAAUAAAUCCAAAACAAAUAAAUAUCCUCAAACGGAUCAUUCACCUACUGAGAGUUAUAUAAGAGCAGACGAGGACACAGCCUCAUUAGGUACAAAAGAAAAUAAAAAAAUGCAUGAUAUUAAAGACGUCGCUCAAACAAAAUCAGUUAUUCGACCCAAUAACAAAAAAUAUGAAGUUGAAAUGAAAGAGGAUUCUAGUAAUGUUCAAAUUAUGACAGAAGCAAUAUCGAUUGUUUCUGAGUCGCCACAACAACAAUUAAUCGAUGAACUCUCUAAGGUUAGGAACGAUAAUCAAAAAGAACCCGGUGAUGUGAAGUCUUCAAAACAAAACAUCGAUAAAGGCUUACUCCCUGAUAAAAACACUAUGAAAGAGCAAAUAGAACUCUCCAGUAAUUCCGAAGAAUUGCCUGAUGAAUCAAAAGCUCCCAAGGACAUCAAACCUAGUUUGGUAAGUAAAUCUAAAAUUGAUAUCAUGCAAGAAAAGCCAACAAUUCAAGAAUUUAAACAAGUUACACCAGAUGGCAAAGAAGUGACUACUGUUGUCAAGACCACUAUUUCAAAAACUGACCCUGCUAAAUAUGUAACUGAACAUCAUGGUACUACCAUAACUACAGCGUCACAAAUAACUACGAUUGAAGUUACUCAAAAUGCAUCUUCAUCUUACACUGUUGUUGAACAAUAUGAAAGUGAACCUUUGGAACAAAAGCAACAAACUAAAACUAUCGAACCUCUUGAUGAAAUAGACAAAGCUGUUAAAAAUGUCGACAAAUCAUUACCAGAAAAAACUUAUGAAAAAGUAGCAAAAUCUAUCGAAAUGGAAAAACCUAGUAAUGAUAAUAUGACUAAAGAAAACAAAAUAUUACCGAUUCAAGGCAAAAAUCAACCUGAAGAAUCACCAGAGAAAUCUAGUAUUCUUAUUCCAAAAGAAAAUAAAAAGGAUAUGUCAGUUAGCAGUUUGGAGUGUAAUGACAUAGUAACUGCUCUUAAUGAAGGGUUAAUUGGCUCCGAAUCAGUAAUAAUUACAGACCCUACAUCAAGACAGCAAAUUUCAUUGAAGGAAGCUUUGAACAGAGGAAUUGUCAAUGAAAAUAUGAAUGAAAUUGUAAGCGAUAGUGGACAAAAAAUGAGCUUUGCUAAUGCGGCUAAAAUGGGUUUAAUAGCAAUUGUAGGAGCACCUGUUUUUGCUGCAUCCAAAGUUGUCGAACUAGUAAAGGACAGCGUUAGUUCGGAUUCGACGGCUGUAAAAUCGAAAGAUAUAGAGUUACAGCAAGAUUCAAAAGGCGAUAAGGAAUUAAAGGCCAAGGAUAAACAAAUUGAAAUACCAUCUAAAUCAGACACAAAUGAUUCCCAUUUAACUAUUACUACAAAAGAGGAUAGUAAAAUUUCAGAAACAGCUCAAAAACUUGAUAAGAAAACUUUGAUCGACCGAUCUGAAUCGAAUCAACCUUCAGUUGAUGAUGGAAAAACUAUGUCAGCGUUAUUAAUAGACUCUGAAAAGCAACCCUUAAGAAGUAUUGACGAAAUUACUGAACAAAAUGUCACAAAAGUUAAAUCCGAACCACUAAAAUUAAUAUGUGAAAAUAUUACUUUAAUAGACGCAAUCGCUCAAGGAAAAAUUGAACCAAAAGUCUGCAGGAUAAUUAUUAAUGGCGUAGAAUCACCACUGACUGUUCAGGAUUCGUUAGAACAAGAGCAAAUAAGUAGAUUUGCUCCUGUAGAUGUAGUUUCUAAAAAUUGUAUUAUUGUUAAAGAACAUAAACCUAAAUAUUCAUUAUCUAUUUCACAAAAACUUACACCUGAGGAACUCUCUGAAAUGGGUGUUUAUGAUAUAGAAAAACAAAUAUUUUUAAAUCCAAAAACCGGUGCUAAAAUUUCAUUUGAAGAACUAGUUUACGGACUUCACGUUUUUGACCCGGCGACAAUUUUAGUUAAAGAUUUGAAUAGCAAAUCCGACGAUUAUAUUUCCUUUGACGAAGCUAUUUCGCGACCUAUUAUUGAUAAGACAAGUGGCCAUAUGGUUAACCCUAAAACAGGUAAGCGCGUAUCCUUCUUAGAGUGUGUUCAAAUAGGAUGGAUUGUAGAAACACCAGAGGAUGUUUCCGUUCAAGAACAGGUAACCGUUGAAUCAGCUUUUGAACAAGGUUUAUACGACCCAAAAACGGGAGAAAUUAAAGAUAUUAAUACAGGUGAACUUGUACCUAUUGGUGAAGCAGUUCAGAAAGGCCUUAUCGAUCAAGAAUCUUUGCUAAUUAGGGUCCCCCAAACUAACGAAGUUAUUACUUUGUCAGACGCUAUUGAACGAGCAAUUGUAGAAAUACGUGGCGGAAUAAUAACUAUAAUUGAAACUCAGGAAAUAAUUGAAAUAUCUGUUGCUAUUCAACGUGGUCUAAUAACUAUUUCUCGACGAGCAAUAUCAAUCGAAGCCGUAAUUCAUGAAAAUAUGUACGAACCCAAUACCGGUAAAAUAAUAGAUAAAGUUACUGAUCAGUUACUAGCGAUCGACGAAGCAGUAGAAAGAAAUAUUGUCCAUCCUACUAUUUCUGAAAUUAAAGAUACGGUUUUAGAAAAAUAUGUGCCACUAUCUGAAGCUCUUGAUACAAAACUAAUAAAUCCUGAAACUGGCAAAAUAAAAGAUCAAAAGACUGGAAAAUACAUUCCAUUAGACGAUGCAUUAAAGAAGGGUCUAAUAGCCACAAAAGCAGUUACCUUUUCUUUACUCGAUGUAAUUGAAUUAGGUUACUACUCACCAGAUACUUGUAAAAUUUUAAAUCCACGAACUGGCGAAACCGUUACACUGAGAAAAGCUAUUCAAGACAAACUCAUUGAUCCCUCAAAUAUUAAAAUUAAAGAUGAUAAGUUAGACACAGUAGUUUCCUUUGAACAAGCUGUCAAAACAGAUUUGUUAGACUUAGACCGAGGAAUUAUAACAUCACCCCAAAAUAACCUUAAAGACGCAUGCGAAAAAGGUUAUAUAAUCAGUGACAAAAAACCAUGGUCAUUACAAGAAGGUUUAGUUCAAGGCUUUUACGACCCUGAAACUGGCUUGUUAACAAUUAAUAAUGUUACUAUGACUCUAGACGAUGCAAUAAAAAUUGGUAAUAUCAACCCAGAAGCCUUAACGGUCCGAAAUUCAGUUACCGGGGAAAUCAUUUCUCUUGGAGAUGCAAUUAAAGCAGGUAUUAUUGAUUCAAAAGAAGGUAAAGUAACAGACCCUAUUCAAGGUGAUAAAAUUUCUCUCACUGAUGCUUCUGAACGUGGAUUAAUAGUUCCAGCUAAACGAAAACUUAGCUUACCAGAGGCUGUAUUCAAAGGUUUCUAUGAUCCUAAAACUGGUAAAUUCUCCAACCCACAAAAUAAAGACAAAAUGCCAACAGACAGAGCAAUAAGAAAACGUAUGUUAGACCCGCAAUCCACCCUAGUGCAUGUAGGCGGUAAAGUAAUUCCAUUUGAAUUUGCGGUAGAUAAAGGUAUAGUUGACGGUAGGACUGGUACAAUUUUGGUAGGAGCAGAAAGAGUAGACUUUAGGGAAGCUUUUGAAAGAGGUAUUUUAGUGGAAGUUCGCAAACCGCUAUCAUUAAUGGAAGCAAUCGAAAAAGGCGUUUAUAAUGAAAUCACGGGUCUCUUCAUGGAUCCUCAAAGCGGCAAAAAAUAUACACUUGCGGAAGCUAUUAAAAAACAUUUAAUUGAUCCACACUCCGUACAUAUUCAAGACAAUAGGCUUGGUAAAUGGGAUAAAAUUACAUUACCGGAAUCAAUAGAAACAGGUGUAAUCGACGAUAAAUCGAGUAAAAUUAAAAAUAUUAACAAUGACAAUGAAGAAAUAAGUCUUAUGAAAGCUUUCGAAAUAGGAUUACUCGUUGAUAGCAAAGCACCUAUUAGCAUACAGCGAGCACUUCAUCAAGGACUGUAUGACGAUUCCACCGGUAAAAUUAUUGAUCCAGUAACUACACGAAAAAUUACUUUGCAUGAAGCAAUCAGACGAUCUAUAAUAAGUCCAAAAUACCUCUGCUAUUUUGACAAAAAAUCUGAAAAACCCUUAUCGUUAUCUGAAUGCUGUCGUAGUGAUAUUGUUGACAAAAGAAAUGGUAAAUUUAAUGAACCUGGGUCUGAUGUACCUAUAACACUUUCCGAGGCCAUGAAUUUGGGUCUCAUAGUCGAUAUUGAAAGUGCCGGUUUCUCUUUAUACGAAGUCUUAGCAAUGAAUAUGUAUGAUAUAACUGAGCUUAUGUUUAUUCAUCCUGUAACAGAACGAAAAAUUUCUCUUAAAACUGCUAUUUCUGAAGAACUAGUAAAUCCAGAAAAUUCAUUUAUUAAAAAUAUUCCCUCUAGUAAAUAUAUCAAUUUAACCGAAGCUAUUAAAGUCGGCAUUAUAGACGAAAAUAACAGUAUUUACAUUCUUCCUAAUGGAAAUCAAAUUAAUUUAUUAGAUGCUAAGCAUCGCGGCCUCAUUGUAACAUCAAAGAAAAAUCUUAGUCUUGAAGAAAUCAUAAAGAAUGGUCUCUUUAGAGCAGACAAUGGUAAAAUUGUUGACCCUAAUACUAACGAAUUUAUAGAUAUCAAUAAAGCAAUCGAAACUAAUCUUAUUAAUCCAGAUAUCACAGUCGUUAAAGAUAGUUCUACGAAUAAAUUUAAACCACUUAUUAACGCGAUUCAUGAAGGUGACGUUGAUGUUACAAAAGGUAGGGUUUUAGAUACUAAAGCAAAGAAAACAUAUAGCUUAGAUAUUGCAUUCGAUAAAGGUUUACUUGUUACGGUCAUUCAACCUAUAACUUCACAAAAGAUUUCUAGACGAUACAUUUCUGACACUUCUUCGCCUAAAGAAACAGUGUUGCGAGAGUUUACUCUAGAUGAAGCAAUUAAGUAUGAAUUUAUAAAUCCCGAAACAGCUUUAAUAAAAGAUCCACAAAAAAAUAAGUAUAUUCCUUUGAAAUCUGCUAUAAGUAAAGGUAUUAUUGAUAGUAACGCUAAAGGACUGUUUGAUUCACAAAGUAGGUCGCGUACACUGUGUUUUGUUUUUGAAAACGGAUUAAUAGUUUAUGUUAGGGAACCUUUAACGUUUGAGCAAGCAAUUGAGGAAGGUCAUCUUAAUAUAACAACUGCACGCUUUACUGAUCCUCAAUCCAACGAUGUGUUAACUAUUAAAGACGCAGCCAUUUUGGGCUAUAUCGAUCCGGACACGGCGCUCAUUAAAGAUAAUCUUAAAAAAAGGCUAGUAAAGCUUCCUGAAGCUUUCCGUAAAGGGCUAAUGGACGCUGAAAAGGGUAACAUAUUAGACACCGAGACCUCUAAGCUCAAUACAUUAAGCGUUGCAAUUGAAAAUGGACUUCUCAUGACACCAAAAAAGAGUUUUACUCUAAUAGAAACGUUAAAUUUCGGUAUUUAUAAUCCAACAACUGGUGCAUUAAAUGAUCCUUUCAUUACAACAAGUGUGAUGGAUCGAAAACGCUUAACAUUAGGCGAAGCAAUUCAUCAAGGUAUCGUUGAUCCGUCAAGUACCGUGGUAAAAGAACCGGAAACGGGAAAGAUAUGGCCAUUAGUACAAGCAAUAGAACAACAGCUUGUGAACCCAGUGGAAGGGAGACUGGUGAUCGAUCCAAAGAAAGGAAUCAGUCUCGAUUUAGUCAAAGCUUUGAAAAAGGGAUAUUUGCUGCCAGCAGAAACGAGGCAAGCAGUAGAAGAGAAGUACAGGCUUUGCGAUGAGACUCUAUCAAAGUUAUUGGAAUGGAUAGGGAUCGUUGAAGAACGACUGGCCAACCAAGAAGCCGUUAAAGAAGAUGUAGAUGAACUUCGCAAUCAGAUCAACGUACUUAAGCUUAUCAAGGAUGAUCUUGAAAGUCACCAACGUCAAGUAUCCGCUUGCGCAGAUCAGGCGAAGCAGCUCCUAGUUUCGGGUGGAGAUGUACUAGCACCUCAUGAGGUCGCUGCCCUGGAACGUGGAGUUAGAUCUCUCAAACAGCGAUGUGAUAAAUGCACAGAGAAAUGCGACAAAAUGCUUCGACGUCUUGUUGCAGCCAGAGAUGAACUUGGCAAAUUUACUAAUGAAUUGAACACGUUUAACGCAUGGAUGGAAAGUGCGUAUCGCACACUAGAAGACAAAGAAGUAGCAUUGUCUAAAGUGGAGAACCUGAAUGGCCAGAGUGACGAUGUGCGCGAUUUCGUAUCAGACGUCAUCGCGCAUCAAGCUGAUCUUAGAUUCAUCACUAUGGCCGCACAGAAGUUCAUGGAUGAGAGCAAGGAAUUCCUAUCAAUCCUUAACGAGUAUCGUACGACGCUUCCCGCUCGCCUGUCCCACGUGGCAGCACCAGUUGACAGCAUUGUUCGGGAGCACGCCGCGCUCGCCAGAAGACGACACUCCGAUCUGGCGAAUAGAGCCCAGAGACUCCUGGAUAGACUACGAACGGCCACCGAUGGAUCUGCUAGAUACAGAGAGGCCCUGCAGAGAGCACAAAGAUGGUUACAAACGACGGAGCCGCAGGUGCGCGCGGUGGUGGCGGAGGCGGUGGGCGGCGAGCCGCGCGCGGUGGAGGCGCAGCUGGGCCGCGCGCGCGCGCUGCACUCCGACGUGCUGGCGCAGGCGCGCCUCGUGGCCAGCGCCAAGGAUGCUUGCGAUCAGCUAGUAAAAUCUCUGGAAGGCAACCUGACUCCAUCGGAGAUAAGACAACUCGAGGUGCCAGUAAUAGAACUGACGGAUCGCUACAACGAGCUGACCGAUGCGGUCGGUUCGCGGUGCGCGGAGCUGGAGGCCGCCCUGCUGCAGUGCCAGGGCCUGCAGGAUGCGGCCGAGACGCAAGCGCAGUGGCUCACCACUGUCGAAAACAAUUUCAAGGGUCAAAGUAAGGGAGCCUCACUGAUCCGCGAGCGCCUGGACGAGCAGGUCCGCGAGCAGCGACUGGCGCUAUCGGAGCUGGAGGCGCGCCGGCCCACGCUGCACAAGCUGCUGGCCUCCGCACGGGACGCCGCACUCACGCCUUCCAACGCCAGGAUCGCCAAAAAACUGGAGCAACGCGCCGAGGACAUCUAUGCCAGAUACGAGAAAAUACUGGACCGGUCAAUCAAACGCAGCCAGUACCUCGAGGAGGUCUCGAUCGAGCUGCAGCAGUUCUCGCAGCAGGCGGCGGCGCUGGAGUCUGCGCACGCGCAGCUGGCGGAGCUGGCCGACGCGCGCGACGAGCGCACCAGCCUCGCCGACCUCGCACACUCCAGAGACAAACAAAUGCCAUUGCUAGAAGAAUGCCUCAGGAACGGCAAGCAGCUCAUCGCCAAGAAGGAUGUCACCGACACGCACGUCGUACGUGACAGGAUGAAGGCUUUGGAGAACCAAUGGCGUGACUUCAAUGUAUCUCUAGAAGAGAAGCAAAAGUUAUCGAAGCAGAAAGCUGAUCAGCUGAAUCAAUACGAGUCAUUGAGGAUGCAGGUAUUAGAAUGGCUGCAGAGCACGGAGAGUCGCGUUGCCCACCUGCGACCUGUCGCCGUAGACCUGGACGCGCUCAAGCAACAACAAGACGAACUCAGACCAAUCGCAAAGGAGUACAGAGACUUCUCUAUCAACAUCGAUAAGCUGAACGAGUCCGGCGCCGUGUACGAGGCGCUGACGCGCGGGCAGCGCGCCGACAGCCCGCACCGGAAGAGGCAGAUCUACAGUCCCGCCAGGAGGCACACGCCCAGUCGCUCGGAGGGCCGCUCCCCGUCGCCCGGCACCCGUCGCCGCACCAGCCAGGACGCCUUCCAUCUCGACGAAUUAUCGCCCGUUCAACAACAAGUAUCAGAAAUCAACAACAGAUACGAACUCCUCGGAACGAAAUUGACAGACAGACAAACGGACCUAGAUUCGACUAGAGAGGAAGUUAGAAAACAUCUCGAUAGUAUCAGAGCUCUCAACACUUUCCUCGACAAGGUUCAGAGACAAUUACCGCGCGAAUCGGUUCCCAACACCAAGGAGGAUGCUGAUAAAAUCAUGAAGCAAGCGCGAGCUGUGCUCGAGGAGAUGUAUGAGAAGCAGAGCAUUCUGGACUCUACCAAAACACAGGUCCGUGAACUCCUCCGUCGCAAGCAGGCCGUUGAAGGCGCGGAUCGCUUACACGACGAAGCCGAAGAGGUGGCCGCCAGGUGGAAGGCGCUACAUGACGCUUUUAAGGACAAGAUCCGCGCCAUGGAGGAGACGAAGGACUUCCUGGACACGCACGGCAGCCUGAGCCAGUGGCUCGGCGCCAAGGAGCGCAUGAUGGCGGCGCUCGGACCCAUCUCGUCCGACUCGCGCGUCGUGCACACGCAGGUGCAGCAGGUACAAGUCCUACGGGAGGAGUUCCGUAGUCAGCAGCCUCAACUGACUCACCUGGAGGAAGUGGCGCACACGGUGCUCCAACGGCUGCCCGAAAACGACCCGGACGCGAACAAGCUGAGCCAGAAACUGGAGAGCUUGCAGGACCGAUGGCACGACUUGCUGAACAAGCUGGAGCGGCGCGCGGAGAGCCUGGGCGCGGCGGCCGACACGUCGCGCGAGCUGGACGCGGGGCUGGCGCGGCUGCGCGGCGCGCUGCACGCCAUCGCCGACCGCCUGGACGACGUGCCGGCGCAGCGCGAGCCCGCCGACCAGCUGCGCGACCUCGAGAAUCUAGAACGUCAACUGGAAGGACAACGCCCACUGCUCGCAGACCUCGAAGCGGCCGGAGCAGCACUCGCGGACGUACUCGCUGAUCCAGGCGCCAGGCAGGACAUCCAAGGCAAACUUGCAGCCGUAGCCAGGCAAUACGAUGCCUUGCAGAGGAAGUUGGACCACAGGAAAGCGGAAAUCGAAGCCGCUCUAAAGGAUGGACGUAACCUCGAGGAGAGCGUGUCCCGCACGCUGGGCUGGCUGCAGGCGGAGCUGGCAGCGCUGCCGGGCCGCCUGCAGGUGUCUGCUGACAAGAACAAACUGCAGCAGCAGCUGGCCAAGCACGAGCCGCUCUACCGCGACCUCACGCAGAGGGAGCACGAGAUCAUCAUGCUGCUGGACAAGGGUCGUGAAAUGGAGAAGAAGCCAGCCUUCCAAGGCUUACGUAAGGACCUUGACAGGAUCCAGGCCCAGUGGGACAAACUCAAGCGAGAGGCUGUUGAUAGAUACAACAGAUUGCAGACCGCUACGGAACAUUGUCGUAAAUACAACAAAGCGCAGGAGUCAUUCCUGCCUUGGCUCUCCGACACUGAAGAUCGAUUGGCCAAACUACCACCUCUCGCGUUCACCAAGAAGGACGUCGAGAAACAGCUGCGCGAAUUGCAGCAGAUUAGAAACGAUGUUUGGAAGAGAUCCGGAGAGUACGAGAACAAUAAAACACUUGGAGAAACUUUCAUAUCGGCCUGCGACGUGGACCAGGAGACGGUCAGGAAACAGCUUGACAUCAUGAAGGAGAGAUGGGACAGAAUUAACAAUGAGGUGCUGCAGCAGGCCGAGUUCCUGGAGAGCACGGCGCGGCGGCUGGGCGAGUGGGCGGAGCGCGUGCGCGCGGUGGAGGCGCCGCUGGCGCGCUGCGAGGAGCGCCUGCGCACCGCGCUCGCCGGGCCGCCCGCCGCCGCGCGCGACGCCGUGGCGCGCCUCGCCGAGCACGUGCACGCGCUGCGGGCGCCGCUGCAGAGCGUGCACCUGGCGGCGGACGACAUCGUGGCGCUGUCGGAGGAGCUGCGCGGCGCGGAGGCGGGCGCGGCGGCGCGCGCGGCGCUGAGCGACACGGCGCGCGCGCUGGCCGAGCGCCUGCGCGAGCUGGAGCUGCAGACGGACGACGCGCGCGACCGCCUGGCCGGCGCCGCCGCCGCCUACUCGCAGUUCCAGGAGAAAGUCAAAGGCGUGUCCCACGACGUGUCGGACUUGGAGAAGGAGCUCGAGGGCAUGAAGCCACCCGGUAGAGACGUCAAAACCGUCAAGGCGCAGCUGGAUGACCUCGGUCGCUUCUACAAGAAGCUGGAGGGCUUGGAUGAUCUCGUGAUAGACUCGGAGAGAGCGGCCGAGUCGUUGGCGGAUAGCGGCCACGGGGACUCCGAUAAAGCUAGAAAUCAGGUGGAAAAUAUCCGUAAGCAACUCGCCAAGUUGGACGAACGUGCUCGUUCUAAGGAACAAGAUCUGGACGAUACUUUAAGCAAACUGGAAGCGUUCUACAAAGCUUACGACUCUGUAAUGGAUGACGUAGAUGAGGCUUCGGAACAAAUUCGUAGCCUCAAACCAGUUUCGUCAGAAGUGGAACAUAUCCGCUCUCAGCAGAAGGACUUUGCGGACCUCAAACAAAGUACCCUUGAGCCCUUGGGUCAGAAUGUGUCUCAUUGCAACAAGAUAGGGCAGGGUCUCGUGAGGUCGGCCUUGCAGGGUGUGUCUACCCAACAGCUAGAGAAAGAUCUGGAAAAGAUGAACGAUAGGUGGAACGCUUUGAAGGAUAAGAUGAACGAACGCGAACGUCGCCUGGAUGUGGGCUUACUGCAGUCCGGCAAAUUUGCGGAGGCGCUGGCUGGCCUCGAGAAGUGGCUCGCAGACACCGAGGACAUGGUGAACAACCAGAAACCACCCUCUGCGGACUACAAGGUAGUCAAGGCGCAGCUCCAAGAGCAGAAGUUCCUCAAGAAGAUGUUAAUGGAUCGUCAGAACUCCAUGUCGUCUCUGUUUGCGAUGGGCAACGAAGUGGCUGCAGGGUGCGACUCCGCUGAAAGAAAGGCCAUAGAAAAGCAACUCAAAGGCCUCAUGCUGCGCUUCGACAACCUCACUGGUAGCGCCCAGCAGAGGAUGUUAGACCUGGAACAAGCUAUGAAGGUGGCGAAACUCUUCCAAGAACAACUACAACCGCUCGUCGAAUGGCUGGGAACCACAGAACGUAAAGUUAAGGCUUUGGAACUUGUGCCCACUGAUGAGGAGAAAAUACAGCAGAAGAUUAGGGAACACAAGCUUCUGCAUGAUGACAUCAUCACCAAGCAGCCACCAUUCAAGCAGCUGACUGAGACCGCUUCACAGCUGAUGGGAUUGGUGGGAGACGACGAAGCUACCGUCCUCGCUGAUAGACUGCAAGCUGCUACUGAUAGGUACCAAGCCCUUGUCGACCACAGUCUCAACAUCGGUGAACUACUAGAUAACUCCCGCAAGGGACUCAGACACUUGGUACUGACAUACCAAGACUUGUCCGCCUGGAUGGACGGCAUGGAGCAGUACCUGGCCAAGAGGAAGAUCCUGCCAGUUCAUAUGGAGAAGCUCCUGAGGCAGAUGGAUGAACUGGCUGAAAAGACCGAAGAAAUCGCGUCCAAGCAAGAGGCUGUGGACAGCACGGUGGAUUCGGGACUAGAGUUGAUGAAGCACAUCUCUGGUGACGAAGCUCUGCAGCUAAAAGACAAGCUGGAUGCGCUGCAGCGGCGAUACAACGAGCUCACCUCGCGAGGUGCUGACCUACUGCGAGUGGCCUCAGAAACUCUGCCGCUAGUGCAACAGCUCUACAACAGCCAUGCCAAGUUAACCGAUUGGAUGUCAAGUGCGGAGACAUGCUUACAGUCAGUCGAACCACGCGAAGAGGACAUAUUGAGAUUGGAAGCUGAGCUACAAGAAUUUAGACCUGUCCUGGAUAAUAUCAACCUCGUAGGACCACAACUAUGUCAGAUCUCCCCCGGCGAGGGUGCGACGCACGUGGAGGGCGUGGUCACGCGCGACAACCGACGCUUCGACGCCAUCGCGGAGCAGGUGCAGCGCAAGGCCGAGCGCCUGCUGCUCAACAAGAAGCGCUCGCUGGAGGUGGUGGGCGACAUGGAGGAGCUGGUGGAGUGGCUGCGCGCCACGGACGCGCGCCUGCGCGCCGCCGACCCGCCCGCCGCAGACGCGCCCGCGCUGCGCGCGCAACUCGCCGAGCUGCGCCCGCUGGCCGACGACGUCGCGGCGCAGCGCGUGCGCGCCAGGGACCUGCUCAGCCAGGCCAAGAAGGUGCUGCGCGAGUGCCAGUCGAGCGAGGAGGCGGGCGCGGUGCGCGAGCGCAGCGACGAGUUGCGCGAGAUGACGGAGGAGGUGGGCGCGCUGUGCGCCGCGCGCCUCGCCGCGCUCGACCAGGCGCUGCCGCUCGCCGAGCACUUCGCCGACACGCACAACGGUCUAUGCGCGUGGUUGGAUGAGAUGGAGAAGCAGGUCGGUGCGCUGGCGCUGCCCGCGCUGCGCCCCGAUCACAUCGCACAGCAGCAGGAUAAGAACGAGAUGCUGCAACAAUCUAUCGCCGGUCAUAAACCACUGGUCGAUAAGCUCAUAAAGACCGGAGAAGCUUUGUCCAAGUUAUGCGGGGAGGAAGACGCCGCUAAGGUUCAGGACAUCGUGGAGAACGACUGCGAUAGAUACAAUGCGCUCAAAGCUGAGCUCAGACAGAGACAACAGGAAUUGGAACAGGCGCUGCAGGAGUCGGCGGUGUUCGCGGAGCGGCUGGAGGGCAUGGUGCGCGCGCUGGCGGGCGCCGCCGACCAGCUGCAGCGCGCCGAGCCCGUGUCCGCGCACCCGCACAAGAUACAGGACCAGAUCGAAGAAAACAAUGCUCUCAUUGAAGAUCUUGAUAAGAGGCAGGAAGCCUACCGCGCGGUACAACGAGCUGCUAGUGACGUAAUGGCCAAAGCCAACAAGAGCGACCCGGCCGUACGAGAUAUCCGCAACAAACUGGAUAAACUCACCAAACUAUGGGCCGAAGUACAAAAGGCUUCAGGCGAGCGCGGCCAAUCGCUCGACAGCGCGCUGGAGAUGGCUCGCAAGUUCUGGGAACAGCUGGACACAGUGAUGGCCGCAUUAGGAGAACUGGCCGACGCGCUGGCAGCGCAACCGCCGCCAGCAGCGCAACCUCUCGCCAUACAGGCGCAACAAGUCGCUCUUCAGGAGAUUCGACACGAGAUUGACCAUACCAAGCCAGAGGUGGAAAAGGUGCGGAAAACUGGUUCAACCCUGAUGUCAAUAUGUGGAGAACCUGACAAACCGGAAGUCAAGAAGCACAUGGAGGAUCUGGAUAGUGCGUGGGACAACAUCACUGCGCUCUAUGCCAGGAGGGAGGAGAACCUCAUCGAUGCUAUGGAAAAGGCUAUGGAAUUCCAUGAUACCUUACAGAAUCUACAAGAAUUCCUCGACAAGGCUGAGGAGCGAUUCUCCCGCAUGGGUCCGCUGGGAUCCGACAUCGACGCCGUCAAGCGCCAGAUCGCGCAACUCGCUUCCUUCAAACAGGAGGUUGACCCACACAUGGUCAAAGUUGAGGCUCUUAACAGACAAGCAGCGGAGCUGACGGAGCGCACGUCGUCGGAGCAGGCGUCUGCCAUCAAGCAGCCGCUGGGCGAGGUGAACACGCGCUGGGCGGCGCUGCUGCGCGGCAUGGUGGAGCGCCAGCAGCAGCUGGAGCGGGCGCUGCUGCGCCUGGGGCAGCUGCAGCACGCGCUGCGGGACACGCUCGCCUGGAUACAGCACACCAGCGACACGCUCGACACGCUUAAACCGGUGGCGGGCGACCCUCAGAUCCUGGAGGUGGAGCUGGCCAAGCUGAAGGUGCUAGUGAAUGACAUCGCAGCCCACCAGCCCAGCGUGGAUUCGCUCAACGAGGCGGGAGCACAACUCGUGCAGCAGGGUACGGAAUCCGACGAAGCGGGUGAAACUGCAGAGAAACUGGCAACACUGAACAGAAAAUGGCGCGAAUUACAACAGAAGGCAAGAGAUCGCCAGGCGGAAUUGGAGGACGCUUUGCGAGAAGCUCAGAGCUUCAACGCAGAGAUCGGGGAUCUAUUAUCCUGGCUGUCGGAAGUAGACAGCGUGAUCGCUGCCUCUAAACCCGUAGGUGGUCUGCCUGAAACUGCUACUGAACAACUCGAGCGGUUUAUGGAGGUAUACAAUGAGAUAGAAGCAAACCGACCCAAGGUCGAUGCAGUUCUGCAACAAGGCCAAGAGUACAUCAAACGGCAAGCCAAGCCAAACCCAACAUCACAGCUGCAUCUCAACCUGACCAACCUCAAGUCUAGAUGGGAUAAUGUUACCUCUAGAGCAUCAGACAAGAAGAUCAAACUGGAGAUCGCCCUCAAGGAAGCGACGGAGUUCCACGACGCUCUACAGGCGUUCGUGGAUUGGUUGACCAGCGCCGAGAAGAAUUUAACUUCCGCCAAACCCGUCUCCCGCGUGAUGGAGACGUUGCUGAGCCAGGUGGAGGAGCACAAGGCGUUCCAGAAGGAGGUGUCGUCGCACCGCGAGAGCAUGCUGCAGCUGGACAAGAAGGGCACGCACCUGAAGUACUUCAGCCAGAAGCAGGACGUGAUCCUCAUCAAGAACCUGCUGGUGUCCGUGCAGCACCGCUGGGAGCGCGUGGUGGCGCGCGCCGCCGAGCGCACGCGCGCGCUCGACCACGCGCUCAAGGAGGCGCGCGACUUCCACGACGCCUGGACAAACUUGAUGAGCUGGCUGAGCGAAACCGAACAGCAGUUGGACCAACUCAACUCCGAGACGACCGUCAACGAUCCCGAAAAGAUUAAACUCAGACUCAAUAAACAUCGCGAGUUCCAAAAGGCUCUAGCGGCCAAACAGCCUGUCUACGACCAGACGAGCAAGACUGGCAAGCAGCUCAAGGACAAGGCGCCCAAGACGGACGAACCCGUACUGCGUAAUAUGUUGUCCGACUUAAAGACCAAGUGGACGACUGUGUGCUCUAAAGCAGUGGACAGACAGCGGCGGCUGGAGGAGGCGCUGCUGUACUCGGGGCAGUUCGUGGAGGCGAUGUGCGCGCUGCUGGAGUGGCUGCAGCGCGUGCGCGCGCAGCUGGCCGGCGACGCGCCCGUGCACGGCGACCUGGACACCGUCAUGGCGCUCAUCGAGCAGCACAAGCAAUUCGAAGAAGACCUACACUCUCGCGAGCAGCAAAUGCAAUCCGUCCUGAAGACCGGCCGAGAUCUCGAAGCUACAGUUCCACUAGAAGAUGCUUCCAAUAUCAAACAACAGUGCAAUGAACUGAAGCAAGCGUGGGACGCCGUACAAAGCCUUAGCGAAACGAAGGCGAGCAAGCUAGAAGGAGCGCUGAAAGAGGCUGAGCGUCUCCACAAAUCCGUGAACAUGCUGCUCGAAUGGCUCUCCGACGCGGAGACCAAGCUGCGCUUCUCGGGCCAGCUGCCAGAAGGCGAGCAGGAGACCCAGCAACAGCUUCUCGAUCACGAACGAUUCGCACGCGAGCUCGCAGACAAGCAGCGGGACAAGGACGACACCAUAGCGCUCGCUCACGCCAUCCUCGCCAAGGCUCAUCCCGACGCGGUGACGGUCAUCAAGCACUGGAUAACGAUCAUACAGAGUCGAUGGGACGAGGUAUGGCAAUGGGCUAUGCAACGCGGUAGCAAACUAGAGACACAUCUGCAGAGCUUGAAGGACCUCGAUCUCGUUCUGGAAGAGCUACUGCAAUGGCUCUGCGGACUUGAGACUACCCUUAUAGCUUUGGAAGCUGAACCUCUGCCCGAAUCGAUUGAAUUACUGGAAGGCCAGAUUGAAGACCACAAAGACUUGAUGGAACACACGCAGAAGCGCCAGAACGAAGUCGACAGAGUCUGCAAAGCUUACCAAGUCAAGAGCCAAAGUCAAGGUCGUGAUUCAACACCGCGUAAAGUUUCAGCUAAAACAGCGAUUAAAGGAACGCCCAGUCGCGGCUCGCAACACGACCUUCAUAGAGAGAGAUCAGUAUCGCCAGAUUAUUAUGGCAGUAGGCGUUACAGGUCCAGGAUACACAGUCGAAGUAGGCGAGGAAGUCGCCUGAGUCCCGGACGUGACUCUCCUGACCGCAACCUGCCGCAUUACGGACCGAGGUUCCCGCCUAAAGGAAGCAAAGGCGCAGAACCGGAGUUCAGGUCUCCUCGUGUGAAACAACUCUGGGACAAAUGGCGCACUGUGUGGCUUCUCGCGUGGGAGAGACAGAGAAGACUGCACGAGCGUCUCGCUCAUUUGCGCGAACUUCAGCGCGUAUCCAACUUCAGCUGGGACGAUUGGAGAAAGAGGUUCCUGAAGUUCAUGAACCACAAGAAGUCCCGUCUCACGGAUCUAUUCCGCAAGAUGGACAAGGACAACAACGGCUUUAUUCAGCGAAACGAAUUCAUCGACGGAAUCAUCAACACCAAAUUCGAUACAUCUCGCCUUGAAAUGGGUGCUGUAGCCGACCUGUUCGACAGAAAUGGAAGCGGCCUCAUCGACUGGGAGGAAUUCAUCGCCGCUCUCAGACCUGACUGGGUUGAAAGACGCGGUCCACCCACCGACGCAGAUAAGAUCCACGAUGAAGUGAAACGGCUCGUGAUGCUGUGUACUUGCAGACAGAAAUUCAGGGUAUUCCAAGUCGGAGAGGGCAAAUACAGGUUCGGCGACUCCCAGAAACUCCGCCUGGUGCGCAUCCUACGUUCUACCGUGAUGGUGCGCGUGGGAGGUGGUUGGGUCGCGCUCGACGAGUUCCUCGUCAAGAACGAUCCUUGCCGAGCGGAGGAGUUUAUGGAGCAGCUGAAACCAAUAUUUGAGGCUCUCCGGCAACGAGAAGAGCUUCCAUGUUCGUACCCACUACACGUGGGUUCGACACAUGGCACUAAGCAAGCUUUUAUAUACGGCCACUCAAGAUCUCAAGGUUCAACAACGCCUGGCGCCCAUCACUAUACGCACCAUCAUGGAUAUCAGCCUUCUCCUGGAUAUCACUGGGUAAGAGAGCGAACAGCUCGCUCAGUGCCAAUGUCCGCUGGUGGAGCUGCAGGUCGAGCCUCAAGGUCUUCUCUAAGCGCUGGAACGCCUGAUUCGCUUAGUGAUAAUGAAGCUGCCAGUGGUCUUGGCCAGAGAUAUAGGAAACCUAGUGUACCAAGGUCAACGCUUACUCCCGGAGGUUCAAGACCAGGUUCCAGACCAGGAUCUAGGGCAGGAUCAAAACCACCAUCAAGACAUGGAUCUAAUUUGUCUCUAGAUAGUACAGAUGAAGUUCUUACACCGUCACGUAUACCAAUGCGCAAGGUAACAAACACCCGCACCUCUACAGCACGCGCUGCGGCCAAUGCCGCUAAAUUAGGAGUCAGUACUCCCAACGGUGGAUCUCGACCGAGAACUCCUACUGGUCUAUUAACGCCAGCCAGUGGAAGGUAUCCUAGUGGAGGGAUUUACCGCACAUCCAGUAUACCGACACUGUCACCCGUGCCGGCGUUAGUAAGUUCGACACAUUCCCAGCCAUCCUCAAUGGCUUCCGAGCAUCCUAAAUCUUUAUCCCAUACUCAUCCUGCAUUCCAAACUCAGGGCUCUACGAAAAUACCCGUGUACGUCGGAAACCGAUCGCAACGAACGCCAUCUGUUGAACGACGGUCCAAAAUGUCCCGAAAAUCCCACUCACGAGAAACUUCACAAGAUCCUAGUCCUAUUUCCAAUGAUCCUAAAUCUGACCAAAGGAGUCCCGAAGAUGAUUCCUCACUGUUCAGCAUAUCGGGAAUGACAAGUGACAAUGAAUAUGAGAGUAAUAUAAGCGAGUCGAGCGGCGACGCUUCAAAGCCGACCCAACGAGACAUCAAAGGGAGUGGGUCGUUUGCCUCUACGGAUGGACAAACGCCCAGCAGGAGUCGCAUACCGGUGCCUAAGGAGACUAACCAUAAUUCUAGGCAAAGAACGCCAUCGGGAAGCACAACGCCCGUGAGGCCCGGCCAACAAACUGCGGCGUCGCGGCUCGUACGGCGCCCCUCGGACGCGACCGACGGCGGCGCGCCCGCCACGCCGCUCUCUCGGCGAGCGACGCCGGCAUCCUCGAGGACCACGGAUAAACGCGAACCUUUCCGACUAUAGAUGAACAAAAUAUUAUAUCGAUAUCAUUCCCGCCAAAAUACCGCCAUAUUGAACAUUAUCCAGUUUAACGUGGCGGUCUUUUGUCAAGUGUUAUUUAUGCGUAAAGUUGCAAGCCGCUUUGACUUAUCGUCGAUGUAAUCCAAUGCCGUUUUGCAAAAUUGUAUUUUUUAUUUUUAAGCUAGUGUUAAAAUGUAACAUGCGCAAAGAUCUGACAAAGCGCCUUGUACCAUUACGGUUUCGAACGCCGAUGAAACAAUUAUAUAACUAACAAUAAAUUAACCUAUUCGCAAACUGGGCCAAGCUUGUUAAAAAAAAAUGCGAAUUUGGCUUUUAAUUAGUGACAACUAUAGCGUAGUAAAACAUAAAGUCUGCACUCGUUGCCUUGUAUACUUAUUUUCUAUGAUCCCUGCCACUUUAUAAAUUGAAUUUGUUGUGCUAUCAGUAUUUUUAAAAUUUCGAUAAUUUCCUUUUUUUUUUCCAUGUGAAUAUUUCUUUCUUAUUUAUUGUCAAAGUUGCCAUAAUUGUUAGUGUUAUAUACGUAUUAGUCUCUAUUGGAGACGGGAAAGUGUGAUUUUGUAUUUUUUCCUUUAGGGACCAUUUUGUUUACGGAAUACCGAUUCGUAGGCAAUUACCGGUAACGGCUUUCGCUAAGUUACUUGGGCUUAUAGUAACGCCAAACUAUUCGUCUCAACAGAGCCAGGGUAAAGUUGUUUCCGUUGAUUAUUUAAGGUGAUAAUAGAUUUACGUGGUUCAUUUGUAAUGCACAAUCAUUUAUCUUAUUUCGUUCGGUAUUUAUUCGAAUUUCAUAUAGGAAUAUAUACUAAAUAAUUAUUAGAAAUCGUCACGAUUUACAUUAUGUAUAUGGUUAUUUAUACACUGUUAUUGCACAAUACAUUUAUUGUGAUUGUAAAGAAAAGUUCGCACUGGACUGGUAAACAUAUGUCGUUUCCUUCCGACUUACGCCAGAGUCGUUUGGUAAUAGAAGCGUAUUUUUACCAGACAUUGUUCACGAUAAGAAAUUCCAUAGCUGACUUUUUAUUUUAGUAAAUAAUUAAAGUACACUUUGUCCACACAAAAGACAUUUACUUAAUGAAGCUAUAUUAAGAAUACUUUUUAUAUAUGAAAAAAAAAAACGCUUUAAAAUGUAACCUUCUCUAAAAAUGUUAACCAACACUCACAUUAACUUGUUAAUUUUAUUAUAAAUCUGACUCUAAGAAUAAGCCUUACUAUUAGAAAUAUUGUAAAACUAUUAAUCUGGUCAUUUUUAUUUAAAUCAUUGUUGUAUUUGUUAAAUAUAAAUCAAAGCAAAUCUACUAAAAGCUUGCAAUAUUUUUUUUGUAUAAAGUAUUGAUUCUGAAGAGCUACAGUUUUUAAAAUCUCAAUUGAUUUCAAAAUAAAAAGUAACAAAUA
Molecule: messenger RNA, 29408 nt
Organism: Vanessa tameamea
Lineage: Eukaryota; Metazoa; Arthropoda; Insecta; Lepidoptera; Nymphalidae
Gene: shot
Product: dystonin
Exons: 108
Coding region: 678-27998 (9106 amino acids)
Biological process (GO): cytoplasmic microtubule organization; wound healing; intermediate filament cytoskeleton organization
Cellular component (GO): cytoskeleton; intermediate filament; cytoplasm
Molecular function (GO): structural molecule activity; calcium ion binding; microtubule binding
Source: RefSeq, a predicted model, not a curated record